This is a messenger RNA of Epinephelus lanceolatus (giant grouper), 2035 nucleotides long. It is a transcript of the gene bco1l, whose product is annotated as beta-carotene oxygenase 1, like. Gene Ontology annotation, biological process: carotene catabolic process; retinal metabolic process. The record is from RefSeq and is a predicted model, not a curated record. Gene Ontology annotation, molecular function: beta-carotene 15,15'-dioxygenase activity; carotenoid dioxygenase activity. NCBI's taxonomy places the organism in Eukaryota, Metazoa, Chordata, Actinopteri, Perciformes, Serranidae.
AUCCACUCAGUGUGUGUCACACCUGUUCUGUAACAUGGACAUCAUCACGUAGAGCGAUGCCGGCCACAUAAUUUCAGCUGCUGCCAGCAUGUGUGUUCAGUCUCUGCAGAGGUGCAGUCUGGGAAACAUACGCCAGAAACAUGCAGCCAAUUUUUGGAAAGAACGGGAUGGAAACUCCGGAGCCGGUGAGAGCUGAAGUGAGAGGCUCCAUCCCGUCGUGGCUGCAGGGAACUCUGCUGAGGAACGGGCCCGGCCUUUUCUCUGUGGGAAACACUGAGUACAACCACUGGUUUGACGGCAUGUCGCUCAUCCACAGCUUCACCUUCUGCAACGGCGAGGUGACUUACAGGAGCAAGUUUCUGAAGAGUGACACCUACAAAAGGAACAUCAAGGCCAAAAGGAUUGUCGUCUCCGAAUUUGGAACUAUGAUCUACCCAGAUCCCUGCAAAAACAUCUUCUCCAGGGCAUUGACACACCUCAGUAACAUCAUCCCUGACUUCACCGACAACAACUUGAUCAACAUCAUUCGCUAUGGCCAGGACUACUACGCCUCCUCCGAGGUCAACUACAUAAACCAGAUCAAUCCAGCAACCCUGGAGACCACCGGCAGGAUCAACUACAGGAGCCACAUCGCUCUGAACCUGGCAACAGCUCAUCCUCACUAUGACAACGAGGGCAACACCUACAACAUGGGCACCGCCAUCAUGGGCUUAGGCCUGCCAAAAUACGUCAUCUUCAAAGUCCCUGCUGAUGCUUCAGAUAAAAAGCACAAGAAGCCGGCGCUGAGGAAGGUCCAGCAGGUGUGUUCGAUCCCGAUGCGUUCCACUUUGUUCCCAAGUUACUUCCACAGCUUCGGCAUGACGGAGAACUACGUUGUGUUCGUGGAGCAGCCCUUCAAACUGGACAUCGUCAAAUUGGCCACCGCCUACUUCAGAGCGGUCAACUGGGGGAGCUGCCUCAAAUUCGACAAGGACGACAUUACCUUGUUUCACGUCAUCAACAGGAAGACAGGCAAAGCCGUGUCCACCCGUUUCUACGGUGACGCCCUGGUGGUUUUCCACCACAUCAACGCAUACGAGGCCGACGGCCACGUGGUGUUCGACCUGAUCGCCUACAAGAACAGCAACCUGUACGACAUGUUCUACAUCCAGAACAUGAAGCAAGAGACCAGCAGCUUCAUUGAGUCCAACAAGAACUUCUCGCCACCAGUCUGCCAGAGGUUCGUCCUGCCGCUCGACGUCAAUGAGGAGUCUCCCAGAGGAUCUAACUUGGUGACUCUGGAGGACACGACGGCACAGGCAGUGAUGCAGGAGGAUGGCUCUGUCCACUGUCAGCCGGACACCAUGUUUGAAGGUCUGGAGCUGCCGCAGAUCAACUAUAACUUAAACGCUAAGAAGUACAGAUACUUCUACGGCUCCAGGGUCGAGUGGUCACCUCAUCCCAACAAGAUUGCCAAGUUUGACAUUGUCACCAGGAAACACACCGAGUGGCACCAGGAGAACUGCUACCCGUCAGAGCCGGUGUUUGUUGCAUCACCAGGAGCGGUGGAGGAAGACGAUGGGGUCAUCUUAUCAUCCAUCGUCUCUCCGGAUCCAAACAUGUCUCCGUUCAUGCUCGUCCUCGACGCCAAAACCAUGGAGGAGAUCGCCCGAGCGUCCAUUCCUGCCAACGUCCACCUGGAUCUUCACGGACACUUCAUCCCCGCCGCUGUCUGAUGGCCAAACACACAGACUGGUUUCAUUAUUUGUUACUGUGUGUAAAGUCUGUAACAUGUUGAGGAUGUGUUUGAGCAGGAGGCGUGUUCGGGACUACGACAGAGCGUCAGGCUCAAAUUUCAUUUAUCACUAAAUUCUGACGUCAGUGGGACCAUCAGCAACCUACGACGUUCCAUCAGUGUUUCCUCUUUAAACUUUGUCAUAAUCAGCAUAAAUUAACUUAUGGCCAAAUACAUGUUUUGUGAGGUCACAGUGACCUUUAUUAUAUUUUAUAUGGACCUAUUGUUGAGUCUGAAAUAAAGAUUGAUUGAUAAGUCCAA